Messenger RNA from Triticum turgidum subsp. durum (durum wheat), 459 nucleotides. NCBI's taxonomy places the organism in Eukaryota, Viridiplantae, Streptophyta, Magnoliopsida, Poales, Poaceae. The record is from the annotation of a GenBank genome assembly.
AUGGCGAUAACAUCUGACGGCACCUACGUACGUACGGCGAUGCGUGUGCAGGGCGAGGUGGUGGGGGAGGCGCGGAGCGUGCAGUGCGAGUGCUGCGGGAUCGCGGAGGAGUGCACGCCCACCUACAUCGGCCGCGUCCGGGCGCACUUCCACGGCAAGUGGGUGUGCGGGCUGUGCGCCGAGGCCGUCAAGGAGCGCCAGCAGCGGGACCCCGACCUCGCCAUGGCCGCCGCCGUCGACGCCACGGCCGCGCUCUGCCAGCGCUUCAACUCCACCGUCCGCCUCAACCCCAAGCUGUCCCUCGCCAGCUCCAUGCGCGACAUCGCCCGCAAGAGCUGCCAGCACCGCGGCGCCACCGGAUCAGCAGGCACAUGCACCGCCGCCGGCGGGAUCAGUUCCUCCGACGCCGCCUGCUGCGGCGCCGGCCGCGCCACCAGCUGCGCCCUGCGCUACGUCUGA